UGGAAGCUGCCCUUUGCGUCUUUCACAUUCAUUGGGCAUUGCCAGACUCUGCACCUCCUCCUCCAUCUCCUCCUCCCCUCACCGUCUCCCGCUGGCUCAGGGACAGUUGCCUUAGACAGCUGUGUUUCUGGCAGAUUUCACCGUUCCCCCCCCACCCGGGAGUGGGGAUUGGAGCUGCGAAGAAGAGACUCGGGUAGCGGGAUGGCUGCAAGCUACGCAUGGAAAAUUGCUUUCAAGACACUGCAAACUAAAGCUGGCUGGUAUGUUUGCAAUGAGAAUGCAAGAUAUUUUCAUAGUUUAUUGUCAAGGACAGUGAUGAAGAUUCACCCAUCCAGCUGUAUCAUUCCCUACUGGCAACAGGCCUGUAGGAUGCCGCCUCUAAAAACCUUUACAACUGGCGAGGAUGAGCCUGAGACAGUGCAGCACAAGAUCAAAACAGAUCCAAGAGCACGGAAAGCAAUAGGAAGCAUUGGUAGAAAAAUUCGUCAUCGCAUCAUUCACAUAAUAGAUGAAAAUGGAGAAAAUCUGGGGAAUCAGCACAGGGCCGACGUUAUUCGCAUGAUGGAUGAGCGUGGCAUCAAAAUUGUGCCUCUCAACGAAAAUGCAGAUCCUCCAGUGUACAAGUUAAUGACAGGAAAACAGAUUCACGAGGAACAAAUGAAACUCAGAGAAAAACAGAAGGCCAAACUCAAAACUGGAGCUUUCCAAAUUAAGGAACAGACUUUCUCAGCUGAUAUUGCAAAGCAUGACCUACAAACAAAAAUUAAACAUAUCCAGCAGUGGGUUGAAAAGCAUCACCAUGUUCGGAUUACUGUUCGAAAAGGAGCUGCUACAGAUAAAGUAGAGGAAAUGGAAUCAUUGCUGGAUCAAGUUGUUCAGUCCAUGCCAGAUAAAGCUACCUUCAUGUUGAGACCAAAGAUCAUUAAAGAAGGGAAAGCAGUUAUGUGUGUUCUGCGGCAUCUGUCUGAAAAAGAAAUGAAGAAAUUGAAUCAAAGUGAAGGCUGAAUCAGACUGCCUAAAAGUUGUCGCAAGACAAAACUUUAUUGUCCUGCAAAAGUGAAAGCACUGAAAAUUUCAAGAUAUUCAAGUCUCGUGGAUGGUUCUUUCACAAUCACAGAAGCAUUAAAUCUCUCUUUUAUUAAGAUGUGCAGUGGUGAAAAAAUUCAUUAUCACAUUAUCUUCCACAAUGUAUCUCUAAACUAAACUUGCAGUUACAAGAAUGAAUAGACCAUCAUUUGUACCAAAGUUUAAUUACUUAUUUGAAUAGUUACUCUUUAGUUCCCCAUAUAUUCGUA
This is a messenger RNA of Leucoraja erinaceus (little skate), 1295 nucleotides long. It is a transcript of the gene mtif3, whose product is annotated as mitochondrial translational initiation factor 3. Lineage: Eukaryota; Metazoa; Chordata; Chondrichthyes; Rajiformes; Rajidae. Gene Ontology annotation, cellular component: mitochondrion. The transcript is spliced from 5 exons. The record is from RefSeq and is a predicted model, not a curated record. Bases 202 to 1005 code for a protein of 267 amino acids. Gene Ontology annotation, biological process: mitochondrial translational initiation; ribosome disassembly. Gene Ontology annotation, molecular function: ribosome binding; translation initiation factor activity.